AACGUAGAAAUCGAUGAAAGCAAUGAGCCCCGAGCUAAACUUAGGUUGAUUUUUUUUCUCCCUUCCUCACUCAGGGUGUUUCAUCUGUCAGGUGAAAAUCCCCGAGUAGCACUCACCUGAACUUCUAACGGCGCAUGGAGCGAUGCGGUUUUGGGGCAGGUGCUCUUUAGGACGAGCUUUGCUGCCAGAGCAAACUACCAUUGAUUCCAGCAGGAGUAGCACUGGGCCCUGGCCCAGGGGCAGGGAGGUUCAUAGCCAGCUAAUCCGGGCUGCCAGAAGCUUAUUUUUAGUUCAGAAUUAGCGGGGGUUCAGCAUGAGCGACGUCAGGAGUGGAGAACUGUUCACAGUGCCUCUUCCAGGGAACUGCUUCCAAUGAUAUGGGGAAAAAACAAGUGUGCCCCCCACGUGCCCUCCCUCCAGUGCCAAGUGGAAACCAGGAUGACAUUCCACUCAGUCGUCCCAAAAAAAGAAAGCCCAAAGGAAAGACUCCUUUAGAUGACAUUGUCCAAGCGACUGUUCGUCGGCAGUCUGAAAGCAGUGAGCCCCUAACUCCUGAACCUCAGGAUGUCCCUCCUCAGCGGAAACGCAAGAAGAAGAAAGUACCUCCUGAUUCUGAGACCUCCUUUACCCAGCAGAACAUUGCAUCCUUAUUUCAGAAUGGAAAUGGCGUGGAUGUUCCUGAAGCUGAAGAACCAGUGGUCCGCAAACAGAGAAAAAGAACCAAGAAGGCUCGGCCGGCAGAAACACACAGUUCCAAUGAGCUGGAGGUAGAGGAGGAUGACAUCAUUGAAGAUGAACACAGAAGGAGCCCAGAUCAGCAGCCUGUGUUUGCUGCUCCCAGUGGAAUUAGCCAGCCUGUUAGCAAGGUGUUUGUAGAAAAAAAUCGGCGCUUUCAAGCAGCCGACCGUGCAGAAUUGAUUAAAACCACUGAAAAUAUCAAUGUGCUUUUGGAUGUGAAGUCGUCUUGGACCACCAGAGAUGUUGCCCUCUCAGUGCACCGAAGUUUCAGGGUAAUCGGACUCUUUACCCAUGGCUUUCUUGCUGGCUAUGCUGUAUGGAACAUCGUUGUUAUCUACAUUUUGGCAGGAAAUCAGCUUACCACGGUUUCUAACCUGCUCCAGCAGUAUAAGAUGCUAGCCUACCCUGCUCAAAGUUUGUUCUACUUGUUGUUGUCUAUCAGCACAGUCUCAGCCUUUGAUAGGAUUGAUUUGGCAAAAGCAUCAGUUGCACUGAGGGGUUUUCUUACCCUAGACCCAGCGGCAUUGGCUUCGUUCUUGUACUUCACUGCUCUUAUCUUAUCCUUAAGUCAGCAGAUGACAUGUGACAGAAUUAACCUCUACACACCACCUUCAGAAAAUGGCAGCAUCUGGACUGCAGGUAUGGAGGAAGAAAUUCUUCAGCCAUGGAUUGUGGUGAAUCUGGUAGUAUCUAUUCUAGUUGGGGCAAGUUGGAUCUUCUUGUCUUACCGACCAGAGCUAGACCACAGUGAAGAACUCAUGUUUCAUACUGAAAUUGAGGAAUUUCCUCAGGGAGUCAUCAUACCCAGAGUCCAGCCAUAGAGUGGAACAUGCACCUUGUAGUUAUAACUGAUGGCUCAAAGCUUUCUGUAUUUUAACCAUGUAUUAUAACUUUCAUAAAGAAAAAAAAAAAAAGUAUUUUUAUAUUGUAUAUAUUUCAUGGAUCUUUUAUGUAUGCUAAUUUUUAAUUAUUCAAAUGUGACUGAAAUCUUUUAUAUAUCUUCUUUUUAUUUUGUAAUCUAUAUUAUCUCCAGUACAUAAAGUCAAGGUACUUCUGUAAACAUUGCUACCUAGACAGGCAGAGGAAAUGGGUGAAUUCUGAAGAUCUGCUAUUCAGUGCUUUUUUGACAGCAGUGCUAUAUUGUCAUCAUCAAUCUGUGUUUCGUUACUGACACUGCUAGCAGUUGAGGUAUAUCUUUUUUCUAAGAUAUUCCAUAGAGAUGAGAGAUGAAAACAAAUCUUAGGAAGAAAGCAGUUUAAGUGAAUAAAUGCAGAUGUCUUGCAGGAUAGAACUAUCUCCUUAGCAGAUGUAGGCAAGAGCUAGUCUGAAAUAGAUUUCUCAUGCAAGUAUUACACAAGACUAGAUUUAAAUUUUAUUUAAUAUGUAUUGAGUUUUGCAUUAUUUUAUUUAAUGUGUCUGAGGGUGGUUUUAAAAGCUGUGCAGUGUCAAAAUUCCCUGGAGGCUACUGUGUUUUAUAAAAGUAGUGGUGAGUUUAGCUAGAUGAAUGAGUGGAAGGGAGAUGUAAAAGAGCCAGUAAGUUUCUACACUGUUGCCUAAGUUGCUUUAAAACAAGAAUGGGAACAUGAAUAACUAGGACAGCUUCUGCUCUGUCAAGAACUUGAGUUCUAGUGUGCUUAUUUAGCAAAUUUAAGUAAUUAUGUAAUUCUAGAGAGGGGAGAAAAAAGAAAGUUCUACUGGAAUUGAAACAUUUUCUGUAACUGCUGGCUCUAUUUUAGGGCAUUCACUUGUUUGUGGGAAGGAACUGCUUAACCUUUUUGUCAAUUAUUAUGAAGUGUAUGUAUUCUUGUAAUACCGUGGAGCUCGAUUACAGCCAGUGCUGCAUUGUACAUUGUAACAAAGAGAUUCAGGAUGCUGCUCCCCAUCAGUGUUACUUUGGAGGUCCUUGUGAUUUGCUGUAGGAGAUGAGAGAUGAGGCCACUGCUUAGUGUUCCCACAUAGGUUUCUACACAGUAAUUUCCUUGCAAAGUGGGAAAUGCACAUCACAGAUUCUUCAAGCAUCGUGUGUUUGGUUUACAGAAUUGCUGAGCUCCUGAAGAAGAGAUUAGUAAUGGAUUCUAUUUGCUAUUUCAUGCUUCUGUUAUCUUGGCAUAUACAUAAAAAGUAUAACUUCUCUCAUAAAGUAUGGAGCUCUGACACAACAGUGUGAAGGCAUCCAAUCAGUAUAGAGAAACAUGAGGAACGUCACUGCUUGAUUUCAUUUCUGAAAUUAUUCCUAGGAAUUGGCCUUCUAAGUAUCCCACAAACAAAGCAAUGCUAGCCAGGAGCCAGAUUUUGCUCUCAUUGUGAGAUGGUUGAGCAGUGAUUUUUUGACUUAAUUAAUGGCAUCAGUAGUUCAAGCCAGACUUGCCUUCCUAGUUUGUACCUUUUUUGGAGGACCUGAGUAUAACCUAGAUGAAUGAAAGAGGUUUGAGGUUUGCCAUUUAAAAUCACAGUUAGAUAAACAAUUUCAUGGCUUAUUACCUCUUUUACAAGGUAGUUUUCAUUCUGUUGAGCCUCACAGUGGAAUUUAGCUGCUUUUUAUGUGUGUGUGCAUUUAGUUACUUGGAAAACUUUAGAACAUCUUAAAGUUUACAGAAUAGAUGUUUAAUUGCAGAACAUGCAGUAUAUGUAGAAGCCUUAAUUGAAAUGCCUUUGUGCAUUUCCAUUACCAUUGUUUUCAAUGCGGUAUUUUGUGUUGAAGAAAAAAAUGCAGAGAAGUUGGUGCCUAUUUUUUGUUUUUAAAUAACUGAAACGAGUGAGGAAGUGGUCAGAAUGAGUUUCAGCUUGUACUAUUUUGUACUGUUUCCAAAAGCUUACUUUGUUUAAAAUAAAUCAGUCUAAGUUGUUUCUUUCUCAA
Messenger RNA from Centrocercus urophasianus (Greater sage-grouse), 3595 nucleotides. RefSeq names its product transmembrane protein 237 (gene TMEM237). Gene Ontology annotation, cellular component: ciliary transition zone. Gene Ontology annotation, biological process: cilium assembly. The record is from RefSeq and is a predicted model, not a curated record. Bases 378 to 1559 code for a protein of 393 amino acids. The transcript is spliced from 13 exons. NCBI's taxonomy places the organism in Eukaryota, Metazoa, Chordata, Aves, Galliformes, Phasianidae.